Dinoponera quadriceps is the source of this 1031-nucleotide messenger RNA. Its product is annotated as alpha/beta-gliadin A-II-like. The transcript is spliced from 2 exons. The record is from RefSeq and is a predicted model, not a curated record. NCBI's taxonomy places the organism in Eukaryota, Metazoa, Arthropoda, Insecta, Hymenoptera, Formicidae. The coding region runs from base 672 to 1031 and encodes 119 amino acids.
CUAAGGUCGGAGUGUUGUCGCGCGAGAAGGGAGUGCCGGGCGUCUGUCUCGCCGCCCUCCCGGUCCUCCCAGUGAUCCCGAAUUUCCUCGCGAGCACACGCGCUUCCCGCUCUCGAAGAUGACGCUGCCGAGUCCGCUCGUCGUCGCCGCCGUCGCUUCCUCGACCGUCUGGAACGCCCGAAAUCGUUGUUCGCGAGCGAUCGUCGCACUGACACCCUGAUCGGACGAGGGAGAAUUUCGCGAGGGCACCCUUGAAAAAGCGCCGGUCGCGCAGUGCCACGACGCACGGGGGUUAGCGGUUACGCUGAGGUUACGUUCCCAGCGCGAGUGCACGAAGACUAUCGAUUGCCGAGUGCAUUUAAACGGCUGCGCGUGGAAUCGCUAAUAAGCGUCUCACAGAGAGAGAGAGAGAGAGAGGCGUUCGUUCGCGUUUCGCCCCACGGUCGUGCACAAUUGUUAGGUCUCGUCGUUGUGCGAGCCGAAGGAAACCUCCCGUUUGCCGACUCCUUCUCCUCCUCCUCCUCGGGGAUUGAUCAAUCGGCGGAGCAUCCUCGCGUUCCCCUCGGGCUAUCUUCGGUCAGUCGUCAAGUACGAAGAAUCACUAUCGCUGACAUCAUGGCGAGACGCACGAGGGGCCGGUAGUUCGGGCUUGGCAGGGAUGUCCUCGUGACAUGUUACCCCGUGACCUUGGCUGGCGCAACUACAACGUCCUCCACGGAGAGGGUCGUCUUUUGGUGCGCGGGUCCAGCGCGAACACGAGCGGCCGAUCGGUAUCUUUCAACCCCCGUGAGAUCGAGUAUCGCCUGCUGCCGUUGGUGCAGGUCAAACCCGACUUCGUGAUCCCAUAUGUGCUCUGCUGGAGGGUGCCAGGCGCGACCCACCGGAUUCAGGUUCACCCGUCGCUCGUCCAACGUCACCAGCACCACCAGCAGCAACAACAGCAGCAGCAGCAGCGUCAACAGCAACAACACCAUUACCAGCAGCAUCGUCAGCGCCGACGACACUUUCAGGGAGCGCCGCGAAGACCGUGA